Messenger RNA from Aaosphaeria arxii CBS 175.79, 8153 nucleotides. RefSeq lists its product as uncharacterized. Lineage: Eukaryota; Fungi; Ascomycota; Dothideomycetes; Pleosporales. The record is from RefSeq and is a predicted model, not a curated record. The transcript has a single exon. Bases 304 to 8058 code for a protein of 2584 amino acids.
CUCCCAUCUGCAAUCGCCACAACAACUCAGCUGUCGAUUUGCAAUUAGGAACCGGUGAGCGGUGUCUGUGUCUCUCCUUCAUCAUCUAGACAUCUUUGCAAGUAAUCUUGGUACUCCUUGCAAACCUUCUUGUAUACAGUAAUAACGACAUGACGAUGAAACGACUCCAUUAGAGCGAGCGAGAUACAUCAACUCCCUGUACACGCAUCCCCACGUCCCAGCGACUUUUUGCGACAGUCGAAGAGUACCAUCAUAAUUUGACAGCACACACCUCACCGCCGUGCUUCCUGCACGACCUGCACCAUGUGGACUAGAUUCUCAGGCAAAAGCGAUGGAUCGUCCAAGGAUGAGAGUCGCCGCGACUCCAGCACGCGUCGCUCCAAACGCGCGGAGUCGACCGUCUCCUCGAGCAGCACCCGGAAGCCCAAACGAACAGACAGCGAUCCGCGACCGUCUUCAUCGCGGAGCUCCUAUCCUCCCCCUCCCGGCUCCACGGCUUCAUCGUACGCGACGGCCCGUGACGACGCUACAGAAUAUACGGCCUACGACGCCAUGCCUGCGCGCUCCGAGCGCUCGCGAGGCGUCAAUGAUGACUUGUACGACGAUCCUCGAGAUGAGCGUUCCACGCCGCGUCGAAAGGAGUCGAAGUCAUCAUCAAACCCACGAAAGGAAAGGGAAAGAUCCCGUAGUUUGGACAGAGAGGACAGGAAACGGGAUAAGGAUGGGAAGGAUAAGAAAAGGAAGACAAGCCGCUCGGAGCGCUCCAGCAGCAUGUCGCAGGUUGGCGGCUAUCGUGGUGACAUUGUAGAGAGCCCAAAGCCAGUCACCAGGACCUUUACUGGCCAGAUUAAUAGCCCUGGAUUUUCACAGUUCCCAGGCCAAACAGACUCCCCAAUGAUGUCCGGCGCAUUGCCUGUUGGGGCACAACCUCCUCAGCUGGACCCUCACGUUUCUAACCAGUUCCCUGGACAGGGCCCUGUUGAUGCAAAUCCUCAUGGCGCUGCAGCAGAUUACUAUGGUGACCAAGGUCAGAGUGUCCAACACCAGCCUGGAGUGCGUCCUCAACCGCCCUCAGUCAUAAUUGGAGCCGACACACCGCAUCUUACUUCUGCUUCCGCAGAUUUCAUCCCUGCACAAGAUACAGGAUCCGGAUCGGCGGCGGAUUUCUACAACACAGCUACUACACCUUCUAAACCCUCCAAACCUUCCUAUUCAACUAUGCCUGGCGCCUUCAACGACGACGACGAAGGCCCAGGUCCCUCCAAGCCUCCACGACCAACAUCAUCAAAACCAUCAAAACCUGCGAAACCCGCAAAACCCAGUAAGUUUAGCUCGACAGCCCCAUUGGCAGCCGGAGCUGCUUUGGGCUAUGCUUUGGGUCAUAAUUCUAGCACCCCGGAGUCUGCAUCGUACCAGCCCGCGAACGGCUUUAAUAGCAGCACCCAGGGUGCAUCUUCAUCAUUCUACCAUCAAGGUAACAAUUCCUCCAUGGGCGCCACGCAAGGUAGCUUCAUCCCUUCAUACGCCGAGACUACCGACGGUGCGCCUCCUCCAAAACCUCCUCGACCUGGCAAACCGGAAAAACACUCUUCUGGAUCCUCCCAUGCCGGGUUGUAUGCAGCUGGCGCAGCAGGCCUGGCUGCGUACGGCCUUUCCCAACACAACUCCCACUCACAUUCUCAAACUCACACUCACACGCACCAUCAUUCAUCUUCCAUGCCUGGCACAUUCCCCGGCGAACAUCACAACGGCGUCGGCCAUUCUCACGAUCCUUACAUGGGCGGAUCCAUGGGCAUGGCACAGCGACACGAGCACAGAGGACCCGUUAGCAAGUUCGUCGACUGGUGGAAGGAUUACGAAGACGUGCAGAAGAUGGAAGAGUACACCGAAUUGAUCGGAGUGUGUAGGUACUGCUUCGACCCUCGAUCAUCCGUCCUGGAAGCGCCGCGGAAGCAUCAUUACGGUCGAAAGCGGUCUACCGAAUUCGAUCGCCCACACGGCAUCGAGAAACAGUCGAGAUACGGACUAACAGAGAAAGCCUCACGAACGUCUCUGUCCGGUGACGAGAAGAGGUCCAAGAUCAAGACUUCGAGUAGCAGCAACAAGUCCGGCUGGCUCGCAGGUGGAUUGGCAGGCGCUGGUCUCGCAGCGGCUGGCAAGGCACUUUGGAGCCAGAACCGUGACGACUUCGACGAUACCUAUAGCAUCAAGUCCGGCCGUGACUCGCGUACACGAGUCGCAAGGAGAAGUCGAAGCCGGUCUGACGAACGCAACCGAAAGCGCUACUCGUAUGGCAGUUCUGAUUAUCGACGCAGGAGCCGUUCCGGGGAUCGCGUUUCUGUGAUGUCAACGGGCGUCACGGGUGGCCGGAAAGACUACAAGAUCGUACGUCGCUACUCGGACGAAUCGAGGUCUCGAUCACACUCGAGGGAUCGCAAGUCAGGCAUCAUCGGCGCAGCCAUGGGGGCCGGCCUCGCCGCGACCGCCAUUUCUGCUGUAACAGGCUCUUCAUCGCAGAAGAAGCGACCAAACCGAAGCCGAUCGGUCUCUCCCCAGAAGAUCCAAGUCCGCCACAGACGUGAGUCCACCGACUACGAGCGCAGACAAGCCAAGUCACGCCGCUCCUCCCGCAGCUCGAUCACCUCUGGCUCUUUCGUCGAUGUCUCGCAACCCUCGAGGCCGCAGAGUGGUUUCCUAGGCGGCUUCUUCGCUGCUCCCCAACCUAAGGAGAAGCGGAAGAAGAGCAGCGCUUCGCAUGCUAAAAAGAAGAAGGGCUUCUUCAAUUUCGGCAACGGAUCCUCGUCAUCUUCUGAUUCCCCUCUCGCAUUCGGCGCAGGUUACGUCAAGCCUCGCAAGCGGGUGUCUCGCAAGUCGUCCGAGGAGAAACUCAAGGCGACACUCGCUGGACUGGGCGCUACCGCAGCGGCCAUUGCAGCCGCAAAAGCCGUACGUAACGGCAAAGGUAACCGCCACGGACCAGAAGUCGUAGCUGUCCGUGAGAACCGCCCUGGCCGUGGUCGACACUCAGGCCGACACUCCAGGGUCUCUGUAGAUGACGAUGGGUGGGAGUCUCUCCCCGAGGAUGACACUUCUGAUUCCUCGAGUGUGAACUCUGGUCUCGCUUUUGGCAGUCUUUAUGGACGAAGCCAAGAGUCUCUUGUCUCAAACGGUUCCGGCACGAACAAGUGGGGAUGGCGAUGGGGAAGCAAGAAGCAGAAGAAGAAGCCUUCUACUGACAACCUGUACAACUCUGCAAACAACUCGUCGAUCGCCGGCCCUGCGAUAGCUGGCGUCGCUGCUGGCGCCGCGGUAGGUACUAUGAUGGGUCGGCACGACAGUGAAACGAGCAGUGUCCCCACUCUGCAAUCAGUCUAUCCUGUACAAUCCUCUGACCCUACUUCCUUUGAUGCUAGAAGGAACAGCUACGGUCCUACUCCUCAACCUAUAGUCACCUCGCGACCCGAUGGUAUCAACCUGCAGCAGCCUCAACCCAUCCAUCAGGUACCAGGAGCGAUAUACUCAACGCAGACAGGUCCUCCACCAGCAUACACCGCGCCAUCUGGCUUUCCCGCAUUCUCUCAAGGGUAUACCCCUGGAUUCGUUGAAUCUCCCGAAGACGAGAAGCCACCACCUCUCCCACGACGAACUAAAUCCUCUCCCAUUCAAAGCUCUUCAUCAUUCAAGAAAGACGCUGCCAUUGUGGGAGGUGUCGCCGCUCUCAGCGCUGCCGCCUUCACUGCCGCCAAAGCGAAAGAACGCCAGAGAAUCGCCUCUCCCACCUCCAACGUCCGCUUCGAGCUGACGAAGGAGCAAGCGAGAAAGGAAGAGCGAGAGCGACGCAGAGAAUCGGACCGCGAGGAGGAAGAGCAGCGCAAGCGCAAGCUCGAGCGCGAGCGCUACGAAGAAGAGGACCGCCAGCGCCGCGAACAACAGCGUCGCGAAGAAGAGGACCGCCAACGCCGAGAACAGCUCCGUCGCGAAGAAGAAGCCCGCCGCGACGAGGAGGACCGCCGCCGCCGAGAAUUGCAGCGCCAACAAGAAGAAGCCCGCAAGUACGAAGCCGAACGUCUAGCCGGCAUCGAAGCCACGCGACUCGAGGACGUCCGGAGACGCGAGCGUGCGGAAAGGCGCGAGCGCGACGCAAGAGAGGCCAGGGAGGCGCAGGAAAAGGAGCGCAGAGACCGCGAGGCUGCUCUUCUCGAAGCCCAUCGGCAAGAAGACUUGCGCCGCGAGGCCGAGCAGAUCGAACGCGAACGACGGGAGGCAGAUCGACGCGAUGCCGAGAUUCGCGCAGACUCCGAUCGUCGUCAACAAGAGCGAGAGCGUGAGGCGGCGCUGGCUGCCCUCGAGCGACAGUAUAGCAGCGAUCGCGAUCGAUACACGAAGCCACUGGAGCAGCAGCGCACAGGAAGCUCGGUGACCACCGAUGUUCGAAGGAGAGAAGAUGAACUCCGAGAGCGCGAACGCGAUAUCGUUCAACCCGAUACUUGGAAGCAAACCGCCGCCGCCGCAACUGUCGCCGGAGCAGCUGCAGCUAUCACAUCGGCAGCCAUCUCCUCCUCGAAGAAAUCCUCUGCAAAGAAGUCGGAACCUGCUGUCAAGAAGAUCGAACCCAGCAGGAUCGUCCAAGAUUACGCAGAUGACGACAUCUUCGAUCCCAAUCUAUUCAAGAAGGCCAAGACGCCAGCCAACGCGCGUGAGGUCUACGAAGACUGGGAAGAUCGAUACAAGGAGAAGCCCGUGUCGCAAGCUGACUUCUUCGCUCCGAAAGAGCUUCUAGAUCAUACUGUCUCCUCCCCUAAGAUCGAUCCUAAUGCAGGCGAUACUACUAUCCACGUCUCCCAAGCUCAUGAGGACGAAACAGCUGGACCCCGGGUCCCACCCUAUCCUCCCUCGUACUCAUUCACCGCUACCAAAGACGGCGGCUCAUCCCUCCAAUGGGCCGUCCCUAGCUUAAAUCUCAUCCAGCCUACUCCCCCAGGCAGUCGAGCACCAUCCGAACGCGCAGUCUCACUACCCCCAUCUCCCGCCAUCGAACCAACGAAAGAGCCCGCGACCGAGCCGAUCCCCAGGCACGAAGAGCUGAAGCAAGACGAUAGUCCAAAAGCACGUUCGCGAGUGAGUUGGGGUGAGAACCAGUUUCACAACUACGAAGUCCCCACGCCUGAUUCGUACCGCGAGCAAUUCAUCUCUAGUAGCGACCUGGGCGAUCGCAAACGACAGGAUCAUGACGAGGUAGUCGUAGAGGCCGAGUCGCCCAAGUCGGGUAAGAAGACGACUUCGUAUCGUCCAGACAAGGAAAUCACGCGCUCUGAAGUCCCCGAAGUCCCAUCAAGCACUCAGUACGUUCCCAAUCAGGAAGAGGAUAGCUGGGCGGACACCGUGUCCAAGAAGAGCUCCAAGAAGGACAAAAAGAAAGCCAAAGCUGAAGCCAAAGCUGAAGCCAUCGCGGCUGCAGCCGUUCCUUCCCAAAUCCGAGAAACUGUAUCUUCGCCGGUACAGGAAGACGACGGCUGGGGCGACUAUUCAACAUCGAAGCUCAGCAAGAAGUCAAAGAAGAAGGACGCCAAAGCAGCAGCAGCAACGGCCGCAAUUGCGGCCGCUGCUGCCGCGGCCGCCUCGACCGCGGUCUGGGAUGACAAGCCCAAGUCUGAGGUAUCAACCACCUCUACCUCGCGAGACAAUCCCUUCGCCGAUUUCAAUGCCACGCCUUCGUACGUGGCUUCAGCGGGUAGACCCGCUCGAUCUUCCUCUUCCUACGAUGAUGGAAAGUCUGAUGUUAGCACUGUCAUUCAACGACCUUCAAGCAGCUCCUACACAGCGCCAUAUCCGGACGAUAAGUCUGAUGUCAGUACAGUCAUUCGACGUCCAUCUGGCAGCUCUCAACCGCCAUAUCCAGAUGAUGGAAAGUCUGACGUCAGUACGGUCAUCCAUCAUCCACCGAAACCUUCCUAUGAGACUCCUUAUCCAGAUGAUACAGUCUCCAAUGUCAGCACUGCCAUCUACCGACCAAAAGACGCUCCAUCAGACGUUCGCACGAAGGAGAGUGACCAGCCACACAUUCCUGGUAGCUUCGAAGAGGAUUCGCCCAUCCUGCCGACCGACGAAGACGACUGGGCAGCCUCGGCCAAGAAGGGCAAGAAAAGCAAGAAGAAGUCCAAGAGCACCGAGGCAGAGAUCGUCUCUCCUGAAGCCCAGCGCAUCAUCGAAGAGCCCACUAUUUCCAAGUCGAUACCAACAGUUGUACCCGAACCCGUCAAGGAAGUCAUCCCGGAACCGGAAGUCAAACUCAGCAAGAAGGACAAGAAGAAAAAGGCCAAGGCCGCUAAACGCCAGAGCCUCAACGAUGCGGAUGGAUCUGACUCCAGCCCGGCUCAGACGCCGGUGAUAGAGCGUGACAUUAGGGACAUUGAGCCCGUUUACUCUGCAUACACACUCCCACCCGAACGCAAGGAAGAGCACAAGCCUGUUGUAGAGGGACCGCCAUACACAGCCUAUUCGCCCAGACCCGCGGAUUCAUAUGAGGAUCGUGAGCGCCACGAAAGCUCCUCUUCCCGUGAUAAGUCCUCCAGCAGCAGCAGCAGUGCCGUGAAGGCUGGCCUUGCCGGAGGCUUCGCAGGGCUCGUGUACUCAGCCAUGCAACAGGACCAAGACAGAAUGUCAUCAGAUCUAGACCAUGCCAGGCAGAACUUGGAGACCGCUCAGAAGCGCAGCGAAGAGAGGUCAACAUCCAACGGUAAUCGAAGCUACGAUGAAUCCGAUAAGAAGACUUCGUAUUCCAGCACUACCCAAAAUGACGUCGAGGAUCCGUCUGAUCUUGUGGACUCCUCGAAGCGAAAGAAGGAAAGGAAGGCUAAGCGACAAAGUGGUCAGUGGUCGCCUUCCGUUGGAUCACCGCUCCGAUCGGAAGUUUCGUAUAGCGACUACAUUGGCAAGCCUCCGGGCGAAUCCUCGCUGUCUAGAGAGCACAGAGAGACAACAUCUACGUCUCGUCCCGUGACGCCAAAGGAACAAACCUAUAGUGAUUCGUGGGGCCCCGUGACAGAGCCAUCGGCUCCAUCAUCAGUUGGAACCGUUGUGCGAGAUCUCGAGCACCGCCCCUCUAGCGAGAAGCAGGUCGAAGGAACAGUCGAAAGGGACUCGGACGAGUUCUUCUCUGCCGGCUCGGAUGAGAAGAAGAAGUCCCCAACCGAAAAGUCACCCAAGUCAGAGAAGUCGCCCAAAUCGCCCAAAUCAGUCCGGUACGAAGACCGAGACGCCCGCGAAGAGCGCGACGACCGCGACAACCGAUCGGUAAUCAGCUCGGGAAGUCGAAAUGAAGACGACUACGACCGCGAGGAGCGACGCCGCCGACGCCGCGAGCAGCGCGAAUUCGAACGGGAGCUCGAACGACGUGAUCGCAACGGCAGCGAGGAUCGCGGAUACGCUCUAGAAGACGGCGAGAGCAAGAGGAGACACCAUCGACGCCGCGAGACGGACGAGCGCAGCGACGACUGGGACACUCGAUCCGCCAUCUCCGAGGCGCGUUCGGAAGCCAAUGGCGAGCGCAAACGCAGGCACAAGAGGCAUGAGAGCGAGAGGAAUGGCUCGCCUGACACCCGCAUUCGAUCGAGGUCUUCCGCAGCUUCUGAGCCCGGCGACCUGUACGAUCGCGACAGGAAAUCAUCGUCGCGACGUAGUUCGAGAAGGGAGGGCGACUUCGACGACAACGCGUCCAUGAUAUCUACAUCGUCGAGGUACGACGAGGAUCGCAGCUCCAAGAGGGAGAAGGAGAAGGAAAAGGAGAAGAGGUCUAGCGGUCUUUUUGGUUUGUUCAGCAAGUCGAAGGAGAGCCUCGUCGAUACCUCGAGCAGAUCUUCCAAAUCGCGACGCGAGGAAGAGGAGGAUGAAGAGAGAAGGCAUCGCAGGAGGAAACAUCGCUCCGACCGUGGCUCGACAUACGGCUCGGACGAUGAUGACGCACGCUCGACCGUGUCGUCUAGCUCCCGUCGCGAGAAACGAAGGAGCCGUACCGACAGCAGGGAUGGCGAAGACGCCUUCGAUGCAAAGGUACAUUGAUUUUUUUGUCCCUUUUUAGCAUUGCAUGUGUAUCUUGCUUUGAAGAGUUUCGUUUUGUUGCCGUUUGUAUAUAAUACUAAGACAUUGUUGUACAG